GGAGGCGCGGGAGUUAUGGAGGGGGCGGGCUCUGCAGGGAAGUGCGUCAGAGGAGGCGCGGGGAGAGUAGGGUGCAGUGGUUUGAGCUUGAGGGUGAAGCUGGCGGAGCAGGAGGAUGGGCGUGUGCAGGUGAUAGACUAGAGAACAAGACCUCUGUCUCCGUAGCAUCCUGGAGCAGUCUGAAUGCCAGAAUGGAUAACCGUUUUGCUACAGCAUUUGUAAUUGCUUGUGUGCUUAGCCUCAUUUCUACCAUCUACAUGGCAGCCUCAAUUGGCACAGACUUCUGGUAUGAAUAUCGAAGUCCAGUUCAAGAAAAUUCCAGUGAUUUGAACAAAAGCAUCUGGACCGACUUUGCUAGUGAUGAGGCAGAUGAGAAGACUUACAAUGAUGCACUUUUCCGAUAUAAUGGCACGGUGGGAUUGUGGAGACGGUGUAUCACUAUACCCCAGAACACAUACUGGUAUAGCCCACCGGAAAGGACAGAGUCAUUUGAUAUGGUCACAAAAUGUAUGAGUUUCACGCUAAAUGAGCAGUUCAUGGAGAAAUUUGUUGAUCCUGGAAACCACAAUAGUGGGAUUGAUCUGCUUCGGACCUAUCUUUGGCGUUGCCAGUUUCUUUUACCUUUUGUUAGUCUAGGUUUGAUGUGCUUUGGGGCUUUGAUUGGACUUUGUGCUUGUAUCUGCCGAAGCUUGUAUCCCACCAUUGCCACAGGCAUUCUCCAUCUCCUUGCAGGUCUGUGUACACUGGGCUCAGUGAGUUGUUACGUUGCUGGAAUCGAACUACUCCACCAGAAGCUAGAGCUGCCUGAGAAUGUGUCCGGCGAAUUUGGAUGGUCCUUCUGCCUGGCUUGCGUCUCAGCUCCCUUACAGUUCAUGGCUUCUGCUCUCUUCAUCUGGGCUGCUCAUACCAACCGGAAAGAGUACACCUUAAUGAAGGCAUAUCGUGUGGCCUGAGUGGGAAGCUGCCUGCUUUAGCAUUGCCAUUUUUAUGAUUUUUGAUAUUAAUGUUUUCCCCUUAUCUGCCCCUAAUUGUUUUUAAUUUAACUUUUUUUUUUUGUGGGUAUACCAUUUUAUCCUGAAAAUCCGUUUUAUUUAUUCAUACAGAUGGUUGUUCCUUAAUACCACUGAAAUUUAUAUGGGAACCUGAGGGAUUCCAUCUUUCAGGCAAACUAAUCUAGGUUCAAAAUCCAGACAGAAAAAAAUGAAUAGACACUUGGCACAGAUUUGGGAAAGAAAAUUGGUAGUGGAAGAGUGACCCAAAGUGAGUUCUGCUGAUGUCUGUUGACUUUUCAGUAAAGUAACUGUAUCUGUUCAACUGGAAACUCUUAAGAUUCUUUGAGACCCCUAUAAAUUGUCAAAACUUAUAUUCAUUUUGCUACUGUGGAUAGCCAGUCAACCAGAGGUAUUGGUGUAUUUUCAAGGACUUAGACUAUCUGAAAUAGGGAAAUUACCUAAGAUCUUUUUCCCUAAAUAUUGGCAUAUAGCUUCAUCUGAGGUGAAAUAUGGCAGUUGUUUAUCUACACUGUGUCUGUUUACAAUAAAGGAAGUGUUUACAUGGAAUUUUAACUUUGUAAUUGCAAGAAUUCCAAUUCAGCCAGACACUUUUUUUUUUUUUUAACUCUCCUUAAUAUGUCAAUAGGAUUUUCAGUAUCACCAACCAUUUUGGAUUUUUGUUCCUUCCCUCUUCACACACCAGGCUUAUUAAAAGAGUGCUUUGUUUUUAACAUUACAUUAGGGUCACAGAGUAAAAUUCUCCAACUGCUAUCUAUUUAUUUCAGCUAAGUACCAUAAAGAAAGUUCAACCAUAAUGACCCUGUGGAGCUAGGAAAACUACCACAAGACCUAAAGCUUUGGCUGGUCACCGACUUCCAAGUAUGGUCUUUAUUUCUUGUGGUGAAAUGAUGUGCCUUUCCUUGCCUAAUCCCUUCCUGGUGUGUAUCAACAUUAUUUAAUGUCUUCUAAUUCAGUCAUUUUUUUUAUAAAUAUGUCUAUAAACAUUGAACUUAAAAAAUCUUAUUUAUUUAUUCCAUUACUGUAGUACUUGACAGAUUUUAAAAAAAAAAUGUAACUUAGUAAUUUCUUACAAUAUCCUAAAUCUGUCUUUUUUAAAAAAUAAAAUAAAAAAUGAGAAGAGACUCAGAA
Molecule: messenger RNA, 2141 nt
Organism: Camelus dromedarius (Arabian camel)
Lineage: Eukaryota; Metazoa; Chordata; Mammalia; Artiodactyla; Camelidae
Gene: CLDND1
Product: claudin domain containing 1
Exons: 6
Coding region: 192-953 (253 amino acids)
Cellular component (GO): membrane
Source: RefSeq, a predicted model, not a curated record